GUGAAACCACGCUGAAAUCGAUCAAUCGCGCGUGGUACGAACAAAAUUCGCGAGUCGUGACAGAAUUCUUUAGUGUGAAACAGGAUAAGAGAAGAAACAUGGCUGCCCGACAGCUCUCGCCUCUCAGGACUUUUCUGUUAUUUGCUGCGUUUGUAACGCUUUGUGGAGGCCAAAACACGACAUCAUCGAGCCCAACCUCGCCAAACCCAUCGGCGGCGGCGGCUGGAAGAUGCUCGGCUAGCGGGGACCCCGCCGUCGUCUCCUGCAGUUUCGACAGCCUGCCGACCGGCCAGACCUACCAGACCGUCGCCCCUCAUGCCGCAGGUGGUCUGCAGGGCUACUACAACCUCAUGAGCAGUUUCGUCAGAACCAUCCAACCUACAGAAGCCUUUCAGAUCAUCAAUGAUGUUCUGGGAGGAGUGGACAUCUUGAACUACAUACUGACCUCAUGGCAGAAGCUGGCAGUGGACUACAUCGGCUGGGUGAUCUGCGGCGCCCUGGGUGUGGCUUUCUUCCUCCUCCUGCCCUUGGUCGGGAUGAUCUUCUGCUGCUGCCGUUGCUGUGGCAACUGUGGAGGGAAGAUGCAGCAGAAGGAAGAGGACAGGACCGGAUGCUGGCGCUCCUUCCACUCCGUCUGCCUCUUCAUUGUCACUGUCUUCAUGGCAACCGGGGUGGCACUUGCCCUCAUGUCCAGCAUGCAGAUGGAGCCGUCGAUAAAAGGUGUUGGCGAUACCGUCAAAAAUGCCUUUGCUGACGUUCCCACCUACAUCAACAACACCAAAACUCAACUCAACUUCAUAGUGAACCAGCAGUUUGACGUGGUGUAUGAUGCAGUGAUCCAGGACAUUGACGACCGUGGCACUCUGGUGGGAGACCCCAUACACGCUGAACUCCAGGGAGACGUGUACCCAGCAAUACAGGCUGUGAUGGACAUGGCUGACACUAUGUCAGAUACAAGUGAUGCCCUGCAAGCAGUGAACAACUCACUGACUGUGCUGCAGACAAAGGGAACAGACCUUUCUACAAAUCUUACCAAUGUAAAGGAUGCCCUGGACACCUUCACUUGUACAGGAUCUGAUGCUGCCUGCACAGAAUUUGUGAACAACAGAGACACUUCAGGGCUAGCAACAGAUGCUGAUUUCAGCUCGCUGAACAUUGGAUCAGAGCUUGACAGUGUGAACAGUGUACUGAACUCCCAGAACCUCACAAGCCUUGCCCUGCAGGGGAAGCAGGAAUUUGACAACAUAUCUGGAAUCGUGGAGGACAGCAGUGCAAGUGCAGUGUCAGGCAUAAAGUCCCAGCUGGAUAGUGUGAAGACUACUGUUCAGGACAUCCCCAACCAGCUGAGUAUCAUUGACACAAUUCAGAACCAGAUCAACGGCUUUGAGACUAUGAUAGACGACAUUGUGGGAUAUGCUAACCAGUACACCGUAUACGUGGGGUAUGGAGCAAUUGGUCUGUGCUGCCUUGUCCUCCUGCUGGUACUGUUCAACCUGUUGGGGUUGAUGUUUGGAGCUUGUGGAAGCAGCAAGGGUGACCCCCCAUCUGACAGGAGCUGCAUGUCCACUUCUGGAGGGAACUUCCUCAUGGCGUCUGUGGGUUUUGCCUUCCUGACCGGAUCCCUGCUGAUGAUUAUCGUGUUUGCGCUGUUCUUGGCGGGAGGUCUGGUGGAGAGGAACGGCUGCCAGCCACUCGAGCCCCCAAAUUACGACCUCAUUGCACAAACUCUGGAUAAAACCAACUUCCUGGGUAACAUGCUGUGCACAAACUCGACCAGAAAUGUGUCAUUUGCUGCAGGACUCAAAGAAUGCGGAAAUGGGAAAGGCAUCUAUGCAGCCUUUGGCCUGGACUGUGUGCUGAACAUAUCCGAGUACACAAAUUUCCGAACGAAAUUCCCCGACCUGAACAGCCAGCUGAAUGACAUCACCUCCAGUGUGAACCUGAGUAGCAUCGUCAUACUGAGUGAGGAUGCCAAGAACAACCUGAAGGACUUCAACUCCUCUGGAGUUUCUGGGAUUGACUUUGAUACCUUCCUCAAUGAGACACGCAAAGGCCUGACAGCCACAAAUCUUACGGAAUAUGCUAACAACUUGGAAGCCUUUGCCAACAACUUCACUGUUCAGGCCAACAAAGAUGCCUUGAUUGCCAUAGUUGAUGACCUGAAAAACACCCAGAAAAAUGGUGUGGAGGCUAUGCAGUCUGACGUGGACACUGUGGAGAACAACAUCAACACCUUGAAGACUGCCAGCACCACCCUCCAGAAUGACAUCACCAACGUUCUGAACAAUGCAGAAACUGCUGAGAACAGGAUCCAGAAUGAUGGACCAACCCUGGUCCAAAACUCGGUGAAUGCUUACGUGGAUCGAGUGCUGGGGUAUGGUGACAGCUUUGGAGAGCAUGUCUCAAAUGUGGUCGACAAUGAAGUUGGAGACUGCAGCAUCGUGAAGAAUAUCUAUGAUGCCAUGGUCGGAAAUAUCUGUGACUGGCUCUUGAACUCUCUGAACGGUUUCUGGUUUGGUCUGGGCUGGUGCCUGCUGUUUUACAUCCCCUCCAUGAUCUUUGGGGUCAAGCUGGCCAAACACUACAGAAGGAUGGAACCUGAUGAAGAUGAUGGAUAUGAUGGUUACUAUGACAACGGUGCCUAUCCAGGCCCCCAGAGCUACCCCAUGCAUGACAUGAAACAUGGAGCAAAAGCCUCAGCCCCGCCCAAUUGGCACAGGAACGGCUCAAACCGUGUCGGACCGCCUCCUGAGCGCUGGUAGGGACGACGUGGAGAAAAGCUGGAGACACAACGCAACACAACAAACCUAUAGAUUUUCAUAAUGAUGGAAAAUGUGCCUUCAACCAGUUUUUAAUCAUUGGAAACAAUUUGUGCCAUUAUCUAAUUGGAUAUCCUAAUUUAUCAGGCUAGCUUGAAACUGGUUUUAGGUUUAUCAUAUCAUAUCUUUUGUAAAUAAAUGAUUUUAAAUUAUACAUAUCCAAGAAAUUUAAGGUGGACCUUUUAAUCUCACUUUUAAUGAUUUUAGAGCCUGAGUGCCAGUUUGUUUUUUAAGGACGGAGUGGAAAAAUCAUGUACUGUUGCCAGUAAGAUAUAUUAAUCAAGAGUUCAUCUUGCAACGAUACAGACUUCUACAUAUCAAUUGUAGAAAUCACAUCACAAGCAUAUCAAGGAAAUGAAGACAAGGUGUCAACAAUGACCACAUUUUUAACAUUUGAUGUAAAAA
Messenger RNA from Branchiostoma floridae (Florida lancelet), 3224 nucleotides. Its product is annotated as prominin-1-A-like. Gene Ontology annotation, cellular component: membrane. The transcript has 26 exons. Lineage: Eukaryota; Metazoa; Chordata; Leptocardii; Amphioxiformes; Branchiostomatidae. Bases 99 to 2762 code for a protein of 887 amino acids. The record is from RefSeq and is a predicted model, not a curated record.